CCAACAUUUGGAACGCAAAUGCUUACAGUUUGACAUGGAUCCCAACGAAUUAAUCUCCUUGUUGUCUGAGCAGGUGUUGCUGGAUAUUAGGCAAUUCCCGGGUUUACUGGUGAAGAAUUCAGAAGAGACUGCUAGUGCUAUUUCGGGCAGAGUUGGGUUUAGGAGAAAACACGAGUUUUUCGAGGGUGGAGAUGUACAUCGCCAUUUGUACCUCCAAGAUGUGUUCACCAGCAUUGCAGAAGUAGAGGCCAAGUCCAGUAUAUCGGAAUUUCCUUGUGAAGUGGCAGACUGUGACCAGCUCUUUGACACUUUGAAGUCAUAUGAACAUCACUACAACACAUUGCAUAGAAAUGUUUGUUCCAUCUGCAAAAUAUCUUUUCCAUCUGUCAGGCUUUUGGACAUUCAUAUUUUUGAGGGGCAUGACUCUCUCUUCCAGAUUAUGGCAGAAAACACCAAUAUGUUCCAGUGUUUGGUGGAGGGAUGUAUGGAGAAAUUCAAAACAAUUGGUGAACGGAGAAAUCAUUUAAUCAAAUCCCACCUCUAUCCAUCUGAUUUCCAAUUUGACAAGCCUGAGAGAAAUAAAAGUGAGGAAUCAUGUGACAAGUCAUCUGUGGUGAAAAUGUAAAGUGAUCCCUCUAAGGCGGUGC
This is a messenger RNA of Bufo bufo (common toad), 647 nucleotides long. RefSeq names its product zinc finger protein 511 (gene ZNF511). The record is from RefSeq and is a predicted model, not a curated record. Lineage: Eukaryota; Metazoa; Chordata; Amphibia; Anura; Bufonidae. The transcript has 5 exons. The coding region runs from base 35 to 625 and encodes 196 amino acids.